This is a messenger RNA of Marmota monax (woodchuck), 3103 nucleotides long. Its product is annotated as lanosterol 14-alpha demethylase. The transcript has 10 exons. Gene Ontology annotation, molecular function: iron ion binding; oxidoreductase activity, acting on paired donors, with incorporation or reduction of molecular oxygen; heme binding. The record is from RefSeq and is a predicted model, not a curated record. NCBI's taxonomy places the organism in Eukaryota, Metazoa, Chordata, Mammalia, Rodentia, Sciuridae. The coding region runs from base 390 to 1901 and encodes 503 amino acids.
CCCCUCCCGCGCCGGCUGCCGGCUGGCCGCACCCCAGGGGUGCAGGCCCGAAUGGCCCGCCGUCCUCAAGGAAUGAUCGUCUCUUAAGCCGACUUCUUUUUACUCCCUGGAUCCCUUGUGCCACAGACGCAGCCCGCUUCCUCAAGUCCUAUCUCUGGCGCAAGGAGACCUCGGUGUCGUAGAGCACCUCUGAGGGCGUGGUCAGAUGUAGGCCCCGCCCCUUUUGUGACGCACGUGGUGGCGCGCGGGCGAGCGGUGGGUGUGGGUGGUGGGUUUAGUAGGAGACCUGGAGGUCUGGCGCGUUUGUUAGCUGCUCUCGCUCCCUCUGCUCGGAGGAGCGGCGGUACCUCGGCCUCCAGUGUCUCCGGUGGAGCGAAGCGGCCGCCAGGAUGGUGUUGCUGGGCUUUCUGCAGGCUGGCGGGUCCGUGCUGGGACAGGCGAUGGAGCGGGUGACUGGAGGCAACCUUCUGUCCAUGCUGCUGAUCGCCUGCGCCUUCACACUCAGCCUGGUUUAUCUGUUCCGCCUCGCUGUCAGUCACCUGGUCCCACUGCCAGCCGGGGCGAAAAGUCCACCAUACAUUUUCUCUCCAAUUCCAUUCCUUGGGCAUGCUAUAGCAUUUGGGAAAAGUCCAAUUGAAUUCCUAGAAAAUGCAUAUGAGAAGUAUGGACCUGUAUUUAGUUUUACCAUGGUGGGCAAGACGUUUACUUACCUUUUGGGGAGUGAUGCUGCUGCACUGUUUUUUAAUAGUAAAAAUGAAGACCUGAAUGCUGAGGAUGUUUAUAGCCGUCUGACAACACCUGUGUUUGGGAAGGGAGUUGGAUAUGAUGUGCCUAAUGCAGUUUUCUUGGAGCAGAAGAAAAUGUUAAAGAGUGGCCUUAACAUAGCCCACUUUAAACAGUGUGUUUCUAUAAUUGAAAAAGAAACAAAGGAAUACUUUCAGAGUUGGGGAGAAAGUGGAGAAAAAAAUGUGUUUGAAGCUCUUUCUGAGCUCAUAAUUUUAACAGCCAGUCAUUGUUUACACGGAAAGGAAAUCAGAAGUCAACUGAAUGAGAAGGUGGCACAGCUGUAUGCAGAUUUGGAUGGAGGUUUUAGUCAUGCAGCCUGGCUGUUGCCAGGUUGGCUGCCCCUGCCUAGUUUCAGACGCAGAGACAGAGCUCAUCGAGAGAUCAAGAAUAUUUUCUAUAAGGCAAUCCAAAAACGCAGGCAGUCAGAGGAAAAAAACGAUGACAUUCUCCAAACUCUACUAGAUUCUUCAUACAAGGAUGGGCGUCCUUUGACAGAUGAAGAAAUAGCAGGGAUGCUGAUUGGACUCCUCUUGGCAGGACAGCAUACGUCUUCAACUACCAGUGCCUGGAUGGGCUUCUUUUUGGCCAGAGAUAAAACACUUCAAGAAAAAUGUUAUUUAGAACAGCGUACAGUUUGCGGGGAGGAUCUUCCUCCUUUAACUUAUGAUCAGCUCAAGGAUUUAAAUUUACUUGAUCGCUGCAUAAAAGAAACAUUAAGACUUAGACCUCCUAUAAUGACCAUGAUGAGAAUGGCCAAAACUCCUCAGACUGUGGCAGGGUAUACCAUUCCUCCAGGACAUCAGGUGUGUGUUUCUCCUACCGUCAAUCAAAGACUUAAAGACUCAUGGGUAGAACGUCUGGACUUCAAUCCUGAUCGCUAUUUACAGGAUAACCCAGCAUCAGGAGAGAAGUUUGCCUAUGUGCCAUUUGGAGCUGGACGCCAUCGUUGUAUUGGGGAAAAUUUCGCUUAUGUUCAAAUCAAGACGAUUUGGUCCACUAUGCUUCGUCUAUAUGAAUUUGAUCUCAUUAAUGGAUAUUUUCCUACUGUGAAUUAUACAACUAUGAUUCAUACACCUGAAAACCCAGUUAUUCGUUACAAACGAAGAUCAAACUGAAAAAGGCUGCAAGGAACUAAUGUGAUAUAUUAUUGUAAGCUGCGAAAACAUUUGAAGAAAAUGAAGUUUACGAAACAGCUCUCAUAGUAUACUGUUUGUAAUUCUAAAAGCCAGUUUAAUUUAUGAUUUUAAUAUUUUAUUAACUGAGUGUUUCUAUCAAAUCUAAUGGCAUUUGAAACAUUUUAUAAUAGUUUUGAUACUUACUACAUGUGCUUUGAGGAAGCCAAAGUUUAUUAGUAAAAAUAAUUGUUUUGGGGGAUCUAUGUAAUUAGCAGACUCCAAAAUAGUACAAUUUCCAGCUACUAAUUUUAAAAGAUAUAGGCAAAUAGGUCAGGAAUUUCAAAUCUGGUACUAGUUAUACAAGAUACAGAAAGCCCAAGGAAAUAUUUGGAAGGUCUUAGUUAUUCAUUUAUCUGGGAAGUUUUUGUGUGUAAGGAUGGAAAAGUAGGGAAUAAACUCACAGUUAUAGCCUGGGAUAAAAGAGAAUAUUAUUAAUAAGUUUUGGUAUGAUGAUAUUGAGCAGUGAUAGAGAUAAGUUAUAGAAAAAUACAUCCUUUUUAAGUUUGAACUGGAAGCACUGUUGGAAGUUGAGAGAGAUGUAGGACCAUGCUUUGGUAAUCAUAUUUCUGAAAAAUAAUAAAUACUAAAAAAGACUACCCAUGUGUCUUCAUAUACUAAAUAUUACAUACGUCUCCAUCUGAUAAAUAGGUGUCCUGUUCCACAAGGUCAUAUCUAUGUGCAAGUCCAAAAUCAAGUCUGUAGGAGAUAUAAUUUUCGUUUUCUUCGUUGGCUCAGUGUUAUUCCCUGCCUCCUCCAAAAUCCAUUUAUGGAUGUUUCUAUUACUAGUUCCAUUCAUUCAAGUAAAUAAACUUUUUAAAAGUACAGGAUAUGAGAUCAGGGAACUGUGGCUUUAAGAUAAGGUAAUAUGAAGCAGGUUCUUGGUAUUAUUGGUCAUAUUUUAUGAAGCCCUAUGUUCAGUAAUCAACCUAACUCAAAUUAUAACUGGGGGCCUAAUUAUAAUGAGAUACCUGUAAUUUGAUCACAUAAUCUGCUUGUACUAGAUGAAGCCAAAAUAUUUUCCCUUAUGUAUAUUACCGUUCUGCUUAAGAGGCUGGAAGACUUGUGUUAAAUUCUAAUUAUUUAGAACAAAUCUCUGCUGUUAAAAAGUUUUUCACAUUAAAAUUCUCCUUGAGAAAAAUACA